GUACAAGGUGCUCCAGGAGUAGGGUUUAAUCUCACUUCAAGUGGUCAUUAUGAUAUUAUAAAUAAAAAACUAAGAAAUGUUGGUGCACCUAUUGCUAAUACUGAUGCUGCUACAAAAAAGUAUGUUGAUGAUAAUUCCAGUGGAUCACCCAAAACAUCAAAUUUAACAGUUGAUUCAGACAUUGAUAUGAAAGAUACAUACCGAAUUAAAAAUCUUAGCACACCAUUGGAUUCUAAAGAUCCAGCAACAAAAUAUUACGUAGACAACACAUUUCUUGAUACAGAUGGAUCUUACCCAAUGAAAGGAAAUCUUAAUAUGGAUGACAAUAAAAUAUUAAAUCUUCCAAAUCCAUCUGAUCCCAAAGAACCAACAACAUUAGCUUUCACAGAAAUAAAAUAUUUACAUGUUACUGGAACAAAUAGUAUGAAUGGUAAUUUAAACAUGAAUAACAAUAAAAUAAAACACUUAGCUUUACCAACAAGCUUAAAUGAUGCUGCAAACAAAAAAUAUGUAGAUGAUACACUUUUAUUAAAUCAUGUGGCUAUGAGUAAUUAUUUGAAAAAAGAUGGUAGUGUUGCAAUGACUGGUAACCUAAAUCUUGGUGGUAAUAAAAUAGUUGGUCUUGCAACUCCAACAUCAAAUACAGAUGCUGCAACAAAGAAAUAUGUGGAUGAUAAUAGUGGAAGUCCAGAUUUAAGUGAUUACUUGGAAAAAGAUGGUACUGUUGCAAUGACUGGUAAUCUUAAUGUUGGUAAUAAUAAAAUAGAUAACCUCAGUGACCCCACCACAGAUCAACAAGCUGCUAAUCGCGGAUGGGUUCGUAAACAAAUAGACCGCCUUGAUCAUCAUUCUGGAGAUGGAAUAAGUGGUGUAUUUACUAUAACAGAUCCAGCUGCUCCCACGACUUUGUAUCUACACUAUAUCUCAGGUUCAUCAUUUGAUGCUUUUGUUUUUACAACAUCAGCACCUGGUCAACCUCUUGUAGGGUGGACACCAACUGCUAACACAUACAUUAACAAAAUAGAAUUUCAAUUUGGUUCGCGAAAUAUAAACGUUGACUUUUUGUGGUUUAUUCCCAGAGAUAACUCUCAUUCCAAUUCUAAUUUUUGGGUAAGUGGAAAUCGAACUGGCACUUGGUCAUUAAAUAUUCACAAGUCUUGGAAUUAUAAUAUGUCAGGAGUAAAACUAAGAACCCAUAACAAUUCAAAUCACACAGCUAUCACUUGUCGGUUAUUCACUGAUCUGCCAAAAGCAAUAACCAAACCACUUAAGAGAAUAGAAAUCAACACACCUAAAAUUGUAAUAAGUGGGGUUGUAAAAGCUGAUGUCAACCUUGGUGGUAAUAAAAUAGAGAAUCUGGGUGUACCAACCCAAGACAAUGAAGCAGUAACAAAAGGUUAUGUCGACAAUCUAGUU
This is a messenger RNA of Porites evermanni, 1416 nucleotides long. The record is from the annotation of a GenBank genome assembly. NCBI's taxonomy places the organism in Eukaryota, Metazoa, Cnidaria, Anthozoa, Scleractinia, Poritidae.